Messenger RNA from Dryobates pubescens (Downy woodpecker), 1313 nucleotides. RefSeq names its product ELOVL fatty acid elongase 4 (gene ELOVL4). Bases 329 to 1273 code for a protein of 314 amino acids. Gene Ontology annotation, cellular component: endoplasmic reticulum membrane; endoplasmic reticulum. Gene Ontology annotation, biological process: very long-chain fatty acid biosynthetic process; fatty acid elongation, saturated fatty acid; sphingolipid biosynthetic process. The transcript is spliced from 6 exons. NCBI's taxonomy places the organism in Eukaryota, Metazoa, Chordata, Aves, Piciformes, Picidae. Gene Ontology annotation, molecular function: fatty acid elongase activity. The record is from RefSeq and is a predicted model, not a curated record.
GCGCCCCGCACCGCGCCGCGGACGGUGCUGCGGAGCCGCGGCCGCCGCGCCGGUUCCCGCUACCCAGCCCCCCCUUCCCCCGCUGCUUCUUCCCUCCUCGCUCCAUCUCCGCCCGCCUCCGCCUCCUCGCCCUCCUCCUUGCCCGCGGGGUACGGGAGCCGGUGACGGGAGCGAGGCGGAGUCUGGAGGGAAGAUACCGAGAGAUAGAGAUUUAAAUCACAUCCCCGGCUGUAGAAGGGCAGCAGCAGCAGCAGCCCCGGCGCAGAGGCACGGACGCGAGCGCCGAGAUAAGGUCUUGCCGGCUCCGCCGCUGCUGCUGCUGCUCACCAUGGGUGCCGCCGCCGCCGAGCCCCCCCGCGCCAUGGGCCUGGUGUCCAGCGUGGUGAACGACACCCUCGAGUUCUACCGCUGGACCUGGAGCAUCCGAGACAAACGUGUUGAUGACUGGCCCUUGAUGCAGUCUCCAUUUCCAACCCUGACUAUAAGCACUAUUUAUCUCCUCACUGUAUGGCUGGGCCCCAAAUGGAUGAAGACAAGAGAGCCCUUCCAGUUACGUUUCCUGUUGGUUGUUUACAACUUUGGAAUGGUUCUACUCAACUUCUUCAUUUUCAAAGAGCUGUUUUUGUCAUCAAGAGCUCGAGGGUACAGCUAUGUCUGCCAGACUGUGGAUUAUUCAGAUAAUGUUUAUGAAGUUAGGAUAGCUGCUGCUUUAUGGUGGUAUUAUGUCUCUAAAGGAAUUGAAUAUUUGGAUACUGUAUUCUUCAUCCUGAGGAAGAAAUUCAACCAAAUCAGUUUCCUUCAUGUCUAUCACCAUUUCACCAUGUUCACCUUGUGGUGGAUUGGUAUUAAGUGGGUUGCAGGUGGACAAGCUUUCUUCGGCGCUCAGAUGAACUCGUUUAUUCAUGUCAUCAUGUACAUGUAUUAUGGAUUAGCUGCCUGUGGCCCUAAAUUUCAGAAGUACCUGUGGUGGAAACGAUACUUGACCAUAUUGCAGUUGGUGCAGUUCCAUGUGACUAUUGGCCACACAGCCUUGUCUAUUUAUAUUGAUUGUCCUUUCCCUAAAUGGAUGCACUGGGGUGUCAUUUUCUACGCUGUCACCUUCAUCUUCCUGUUUGGGAACUUCUACUAUCGGACAUAUAAGCUGCCCAAGGAGCCCAUCAAGAACGGCAAGAUAGCAAACGGUGCUGUGGCAAACGGAGUGAGCAGGCCAGAAAAUACUGCAGCAGUGGAAAAUGGAAAGAAGCAGAAAAAGGGAAAAGCAAAAGGAGAGUAACUUGAUCCAGGCCUUAACCAUUGUGGGCAGUGAGGAACCU